GCAACGACUCUUCAGGAGCAUCGUUGGAAUUCGUUUACGCAGCAUCGCAGUAAAAGGCGCCUUUUAAGCGAAGGCUCCAAUUUGAUUGCUAUAUCAGAGUAUAUAACGUACAUUCAUACCUCUCACACUCCGCCAGCUACACCACCCGCCCAUCAUGGCCGAAAUCCAGAUCAAGCUUCAGGCGUUAUCAGACGACUACCAGAAGUUACAGCAGGGUACAUAUCGUCCUUGGUAGCCUUAAGAGUAUUUUAAAUCUCUAACUCGAGUAUAGAGAUGCAAACGAUUGUUGCAUCGAGACAGAAGCUCGAGAGCCAGAGCCAGGAGAACGCUGGUGUGCAAAAGGAAUUCGAGAGAAUUGGCGAUGAUGAGACUAUCUACAAAAUGGUUGGGCCAGUUCUUUUGAAGCAGGACAAGUUUGAGGCCGAAAACACCGUCAAGGGACGUCUGGAUUUCAUCGCCAACGAGAUCACAAGACUAGAGGACCAGAUCCAGGAGACACAGACCAAGAUUGAGAAGAAGCGCACAGAGAUUAUCCAGUUGCAAACAUCGGCGCAGGCUCAACAGGGUGCCUAGCCCCAAUAGGAGAUUGAGGCUACUGAGUAUGGAGGCGUUCUACAAAAGUAAUGAAUUUAUACAUGUCCAAUUUAAUAGAGUGGUUGUCUCUAGCAAUUAGACGUUGGGGGCGUGAAAAUAGGCAGCAAUAUUGAGAAUGGUCUGGGCCGGGUCACAAGCCAAGUCUGGCAGCUACGCAUGUUCGGUAUUCUGUCUAAACAGAGGCUCACCUAAGUUUAAUAGGCACAUGCCAUAUAUAUACUAAGUAUAUAAAUUUAUAGGUAUUUUCUAAAAUAUUU
Molecule: messenger RNA, 851 nt
Organism: [Torrubiella] hemipterigena
Lineage: Eukaryota; Fungi; Ascomycota; Sordariomycetes; Hypocreales; Clavicipitaceae
Source: the annotation of a GenBank genome assembly